Messenger RNA from Tetrahymena thermophila SB210, 426 nucleotides. Its product is annotated as kazal-type proteinase inhibitor 1. The record is from RefSeq and is a predicted model, not a curated record. The transcript has a single exon. NCBI's taxonomy places the organism in Eukaryota, Ciliophora, Oligohymenophorea, Hymenostomatida, Tetrahymenidae.
AUGAAAAGAUUACUAUUAAUUGCUGCUCUAAUCUGCCUCUGUGCUUGUUAAUCUAUUUAGUAAUGCCCUACUGACGGUAGAAUGAUGAAAUGCUCUCUUUAAGAAUAUCCUGUUUGUGGUGUUAGCAUUACUUACAAUGGAUAGGUUAAAGUAAAUUUCACAAACCAUUGCAUUGCUUGUUCGAUAGGAAAAGUUGCUUUUACUGUAGAUGGUAAAUGCGAAGAAUAUCCUGGAGAAGCUAAGUUUUGUCAUCCUGCUUUAGCAAAGUCACAAUGCUCUAAUGAAUAUGCUCCAAGUUGUGGAUACUUCAAUAAGAGUGUUAAUUGUUUGGUUCCUCCUUGCAACGUAGAGUCUGCUAAUGCAUGCUAAGCCUGCACAACUAAUAAUGUGAUUUAUACUAUCAAAGGAAAAUGUGCAAAAAAUUGA